Pleurotus ostreatus (oyster mushroom) is the source of this 1971-nucleotide messenger RNA. RefSeq lists its product as uncharacterized. The record is from RefSeq and is a predicted model, not a curated record. The transcript has 12 exons. Gene Ontology annotation, biological process: proteolysis. NCBI's taxonomy places the organism in Eukaryota, Fungi, Basidiomycota, Agaricomycetes, Agaricales, Pleurotaceae. Gene Ontology annotation, molecular function: tripeptidyl-peptidase activity; serine-type endopeptidase activity. The coding region runs from base 1 to 1971 and encodes 656 amino acids.
AUGAAGCUGCUUCUGCUCGCUUCGCUUUUCCUGGCGGCGCAGGCUGCUAUUAUAACGCACCCACAUGCGACCGUCCUGCACGAAAAGCGCGACCUCCUCCCAUCGGGAUGGGCGCACGCUCGCAGACACGACCCUUCCGCGACCAUCCCUCUGAAAUUCGCGCUUACUCAGUCGAAUAUGCACCGUCUAGAAGAGUUUUUGAACGAAGUGUCCCACCCCAAGUCACCCCAGUACGGUAACCACUGGACUGCAGGAAAGAUUGCGGAGACAUUCGCACCGAGUGAAGAGACCGUCUCGACCGUGCAUAACUGGCUUGUAGGGAGUGGGAUCCCUGCUGAGCGGAUCAAGAUCUCUUCGACAAAGGGUUGGAUCAACGUCGACGCGUCUGUCGCAGAGGCAAACGAUCUGUUGCGCACCGAAUACAACGUUUACGUCCACGAAAGUGGCAAGUCACACGUUGGGUGCAAUGAGUACCACCUACCCGCACACGUUGCGCCGCAUGUCGAGCUUGUCCUGCCUUCCGUCCACUUCGAUGCGCGUGUAGAAAAGCGCGGUCCAUCUACCGCCCCUGUCACUAUCAGCAACCUUGGACAACCAGGCUUCGGGAUAACACCCAAGACCACCGGCAAGGUCCCCACCGAAGUCCUCAAGUUCCAUAAUGCGAAGCAGGAUGCCGCUGCAGCCGCCGAUUACUGCUGGCUAAUUUUGACUCCAGAUUGUCUCCGGACGCUGUAUGGCUUGAAUUAUACUACUCAAGCAGCUGCCAAGAACAGCUUCGGUGUUGUCGAAUAUACCCCUCAGGCGUUCCUCCAAUCUGAUAUUGAUAUGUUCCACUUUAAUUAUUCGCGAGAAAUAAUGGGCAAGACGCCUAAUGUUAUAUCCAUCGACGGAGGCAAGUCCACUCUCACCACCCAGCGCAGUGUCCUACAAACGCAGGUCCAGAACUUUGCGUACAACGGCGAGUCGGAUCUUGACUUAGAAUACGCGAUGAACCUUGUCGGCGUCCAACAAAACAUUACCCUCUAUCAGGUUGGAGACUUAGUACAAGGCGCCUCAUUUAACAAUUUCCUUGAUGCCAUCGACGGGUCAUACUGUACGUUCGAAGGGGGCGACGAUAUCUAUCAAGACCCCCAUUACCCCAACACUCAGACCGGCGGAUGGAAAGGCGCCGCCGAAUGCGGUACCGUCAAACCCACAAACGUCAUCUCCACCUCGUACGGCUACAAUGAAGCAGACCUCAAUCCCACUUAUACCGCGCGUCAAUGCGCUGAAUACGCGAAACUGGGACUUAUGGGUAUCACUAUGCUCUUCUCGUCCGGAGACAGUGGUGUUGGAGGGAACAACGGUGUAUGUAUGUCUGAAUUCGGUUUCCCUGACGCCUAUGGGCCAGUUUUCAACCCAGGAUUCCCGGCGAGCUGCCCCUUCGUCACUGUUGUCGGUGCGACGCAGAUCAACAAGAACGCGCCAGUGACUGCCCCCGAAGCAGCCAUUGACCAAGUGAUCUUCAGCGGAGGGGGCUUCAGCAAUCACUUUGCUAUGCCCGACUACCAGAAGGAUCAUGUCAACAACUACCUUACGAAUUUCCCACCAAGUCAUCCUGACGAUAUCUGGAACUCUACAGGGGUCGCUCGUGCAUUCCCUGAUAUCGCUGCCAAUGGUGCGAACUUUGUCGCAGCAGUUAAUGGCCAAUUCAUCCUCGUGUACGGAACCUCUGCAUCGACGCCUGUCAUCGGAGCUCUCAUCACUCUGAUCAACGACGCACGGCUUGCUGCCGGGAAGAAGACCGUUGGAUUCAUCAACCCUACCAUCUACUCCCCUGAUUUCUCAGACGCGUUCAACGAUAUCGUGGCUGGGAACAACUCGGGCUGCGGCUCGUCGGGCUUCAACGCUACAUCAGGAUGGGACCCAGUUACUGGCUUGGGCACGCCCAGGUUCGGAAAGUUGUUGGAGAAGUGGUUGAGCUUGCCUUGA